AUGCGCGGACUCGAUGACAGCACCGUAGCUCUUCUCCGCGUGGGCCAAAGCGCGCAGGAGCAAGUCAGGAAUGCGUGGGAGGGCUUUGUGAAUUUCGCGGCCCGGGAUAACGUCCUGGAGGUGGCACUAGGUUUAAUUAUCGCUAAUGCCUUCACCAAACUCGUCACCUCGUUUGUUUCGGACGUUGUUCUGCCGAUUAUCUCGCUUCUGCCGUUCCUAAACCGCAAUAUGGAUCAGAAAUUCGCGGUUCUCUCCAAGGGGCCUCAUUUUGUCAAGGGCACGGGGUAUAAUACCCUCGAGCAAGCCCGGAAUGACGGGGCCCUGGUUUUGGCUUAUGGGCUCUUUAUUCAGAAUGUCAUCGGUUUCUUUGGUAUCAGCCUCACGUUGUACGCGGUUGGUCAUUUGUACACGUGGAUCUCUAGCAACAAGAUCAUCAAGCCGACUGUGCAGUGUGAAUAUUGCAAGCAGUUUAUUAGUGUCGAGGCUACGCGCUGUCUUCACUGUUCGACUUGGCAGGAUGGCAGGGAGGAUCCGCCCAAGAGCAAUCCUGCCCCCCGAGAGUAG
Molecule: messenger RNA, 564 nt
Organism: Penicillium alfredii
Lineage: Eukaryota; Fungi; Ascomycota; Eurotiomycetes; Eurotiales; Aspergillaceae
Product: MscL family protein
Exons: 4
Coding region: 1-564 (187 amino acids)
Biological process (GO): monoatomic ion transport; intracellular water homeostasis
Molecular function (GO): mechanosensitive monoatomic ion channel activity
Source: RefSeq, a predicted model, not a curated record